AAACAUUGGAUUGUUAUUGUUUUCCUUGACAGGAUUUCUAUAUUAGAAAACAAAACGAAAGAGGAUACUACAGAAGUAAUUGUUUUAUUACAUUUUUAUAUAAACUUUAAGAGAGAAUUAAAGACCGGACAAUAAUUAUUAAAGAAAUGAGCAUUAAUUGGAUAAAAAUAACAGACAGAGCCCGUGAAGGUAUAAAAAUCAUAAAUUCCUUACCCUACAACACCUUUAGCACGGUCUUGCAGUAUGUGCAUCGACAAAUGCUUAAUAGCAAUGCGGGCGGUGAUUCCUCUGAGGAGGGUCUUACCUCUUCGGCAGAAAAUGAAAACGCUUUGGAAGAACUUGAACGUUUAGUGGGUGUCCCUCGGCCCGAUUUUCUGCUAUUGAUUAAAACAUUUUCCUAUAUUUUAAGACGUACCAGUACUUACAUCAUUAAACCCUCGCUGCUGCAGGCCGAAUUACGUGAUAAACUGCAGCUGCAAGAUGAGGCCAAAAUCGAUGCCAUUGUACGUUUGUGGGUACGACAAACCACACCCAUUAUGAAUAAUUUAGCUAGUGAUCGUUAUGAAUCGAAUGAAAUAGCCGAUGUGGCAUGGAAGCUUAACGUCGAAAUAUCUUCUCAAUGUCAACAACGUGAAAAAUCGGCUUUAGCCGUUUUGCAAUUGAAAACUGGUGCCGGUGAGGAUAUAAAUUUAGAAAUGAAUCAUGAAGAAUUGUUGCAAUUGUAUCAACAAUUUGAAUGCAUACAAAAUGAAUUGGAUGCCAUGAAUGCUCAGCCCAAGUCGGGGGCAAAAAGUCAAAAUUAGACUAAAAAGAAAAAAAUGUAAUUAUGUGUUAAAAUUAUUAUAUUGGAAAUGAGGUUGUUGUUUACAUUACCCUAGAAGUAUUGUUAAGAUGAAAAAAAUAUAAUUUUUUUUUGUUACUUUUAA
Molecule: messenger RNA, 926 nt
Organism: Lucilia cuprina (Australian sheep blowfly)
Lineage: Eukaryota; Metazoa; Arthropoda; Insecta; Diptera; Calliphoridae
Gene: Vlet
Exons: 2
Coding region: 147-803 (218 amino acids)
Source: RefSeq, a predicted model, not a curated record